CUACCACAUGCGUACAGAAAUACGCACAUACAUAUGCCGAUGUUCUCUUGAACAGGAUGACAUGCUGGAGCCUGCAGACCGCAGUCAUCACUGACUUCACUCAGCACAGCCUCAGAUCAUGCAACGACCAAGAUGUAGGCCACACCCACUUAACAUUCGUCUCCUCUACCGGCUUCGAGAGGAAGGCAGUCAGUACUGGGGUUCUGUGUCUAUCUCGUCAUCUUCCACUUUUCUCUCCAUCCAUUUGGCCUUCAGAUAGACUCCUACAAGGAUGGCGGAGCUGGAGGGCUUGGAGUUCGGAAAGUCAGACUUUGUGCUUCUAGACGAGGUGACCAUGGAGCAGUUUAUGGAUAACUUGAAGUUAAGGUUUGAGAAAGGCCGUAUUUACACUUUCAUUGGAGAGGUAGUGGUGUCAGUCAAUCCGUACAAACAUUUGGAUAUCUAUGGGAAGGAGGUCAUUGAGGACUACAGGGAAGAGAUGUAUGAGAAUCCACCUCACCUGUAUGCUGUCGCAGAUGCCGCUUAUAAAGCCAUGAAGAGACGAGCCAAAGACACAUGCAUCGUCAUUUCAGGUGAGAGCGGAGCAGGCAAGACUGAGGCAAGCAAGUACAUUAUGCAGUACAUUGCAGCAAUCACCAACCCAAGCCAGAGGGCAGAGGUCGAGAGUGUGAAGAACGUGCUCCUGAAAUCCAACUGUGUGUUAGAGGCCUUUGGAAAUGCUAAGACCAACCGCAAUGAUAACUCCAGCCGCUUCGGUAAAUACAUGGAUAUCAACUUCAACUUCAACGGAGACCCCACAGGAGGACACAUCAACAACUACCUGCUGGAGAAGUCUAGAGUUGUCCAACAGCAGGAGGGAGAGAGAAAUUUCCACUCAUUUUAUCAGGUGUUACGUGGAGGAUCUGAUGAAUUGCUGAAGUCUUUGUAUCUGCAGAGAGAUCCUGCAGAAUAUGCCUACACUGAUCAAGGAGCCUCCGUCACACUUGCAUCCAAUAAUGACUCCUUAUGUCACAAAGCUGUGAUGGCAGCACUGAAAGUGAUUGGCUUCACUGCCGAAGAGAUCAGCUCCAUCUACAAGAUCCUCAGUACCAUCCUACACCUGGGUAACCUUCAGUUUUCUAGUGAUGGUGAACAUGUCGUGGUUGUCGGUGAAGAAACAGUGGAGCACAUUUCUGAGCUGACGUCCACAGAGUCUGAGAAUACCAGAAAAACACUGCUGUACCGUACAGUGGCUACUGGGGGUGGGGAGGUCAUUGAAAAGGGACACAGCGAGCAGGAAGCUAGCAAUGGAAGAGACGCUUUUGCCAAGGCUUUAUAUGAGAGAUUAUUUGCGUGGAUAGUGGGUCGUAUCAAUAGCGUGAUUGAAGUGAAGGACUACAAUCCUGCUCUGCAUGGCAAAAACACUGUUAUAGGUGUGCUGGACAUCUAUGGCUUUGAGAUCUUUGAUAACAACAGCUUUGAGCAGUUUUGCAUCAACUACUGCAACGAGAAGCUACAGCAGCUCUUCAUUGAGCUUAUUCUACGGCAGGAGCAGGAUGAGUACCAGAGAGAGGGUAUCACAUGGCAACAUAUUGAAUACUUUAAUAAUCAGAUCAUAGUGGAUUUAGUGGAGCAGCCUCAUAAGGGCAUCAUCUCCAUCCUGGAUGAAGCCUGUCUCAUUGCAGGGAAAGUCACAGAUACUGUCUGCCUGGACAGCAUGAACAAAAAGCUGGGCCAGCACCCUCACUACACCUCCCGGAAACUCUGUCCCGCCGACAAGACCAUGGAGUUCAAUCGAGAUUUCCGUAUCCGACACUACGCGGGAGACGUUACGUACUCAGUUGAGGGCUUUCUUGAUAAGAACAAGGACCCGCUUUUCCAGGACUUCAAGCGACUGAUGUACAACAGUUCUGACCCCAUCCUCAAAGAAAUGUGGCCUGAUGGGAAAAUGAGUAUUACAGAGGUGACCAAACGGCCUCUAACUGCAGCUACACUCUUCAAAAACUCUAUUAUUGCUCUAGUGGACAAACUGGCCUGUAAGGAGCCAUACUAUGUGCGGUGUAUAAAGCCAAAUGAGGUGAAGUCCCCCCUGCUGUUUGAUGAUGGUCGCUGCCAGCACCAAGUGGCGUACCUGGGUCUGCUGGAGAAUGUGCGUGUGCGUCGAGCUGGAUUCGCCUACAGACAGCCUUAUGCACGCUUUCUCCAGAGGUACAAGAUGACCUGUGAAUACACCUGGCCUAAUCACCUGAUGAGCUCUGACCAGGAGGCUGUGGAGGCCAUCGUGAACCAGCACGGCUUUGAGGACGAUGUAGCGUACGGCCAAACCAAACUCUUCGUGAGAACACCUCGCACACUCUUUACACUGGAGCAAGAGAGAGCCGCACUCAUCCCCAUACUAGUGCUCUUCUUACAGAAGGUUUGGAGAGGUGCAUUAGCACGUAUGCGAUGUAGGAAAAUAAGGGCUAUAUAUACCAUAAUGGCAUAUUAUAAAUGCUAUAAGGUGAAGGCUCACUUCUGGGAAGUGGAGAGACGGUUUGCCAACGUUCGAAACAUGGCUGACUAUGGGAAGAGUGUGGAGUGGCCGACACCUCCUGCGGCCCUGGUGCAGUUCCACAGAAUCACACAACACCUCUACCGCCGAUGGUGGGCCCGGCAGCUGAUUAAAAACAUCCCCCCAUCUGACAUGGCGGAGGUGAGGGCAAAAGUAGCUGCUCUGUCAGCUCUGAGCGGGGAGAGAGUGGACUGGGGCUACAGCCGUGCCUGGGAGAGAGACUACUUGGCCAAUGCAAAAGACUCUCCUUUGACGAGCACCAACUUUGUGCGCAUCACUAAAGAGCUGAAGAACAAAGACCAGUACAGCCAGGUCCUCUUUUCAUGCUCUGUCAGGAUGCUCAACUGGUUCAACAACACAAAGGACAGAGCUCUACUCAUCACAGACAAGCAUAUCUACAGGCUGGAGCCCAAAAAACACUUUAAAGUGCAAAAACGAAUAUCACUUGAUUCAGUGGUUGGUGUGAGCGUAACAAGUGGCAGUGACCAGAUGGUGGCGCUACAUACUGCCGCUCAGGAAGACUUUCUAGUGCACCUACAGAGGGGUCAACUCAACCCAAAUCAGGACCGUGUAGGGGAGUUGGUGGGCAGCCUCACAGACCACUUUACACGAGUGAAGAACACUCCACUGCCGGUCAAAGUGUUCUCUACAGCGUUCCAGGUGCACAUGAGCGGAAAACCUAAGAGUAUCACCAUCGAGACCAAACCCGGCCAGACCGUCGCAGACUUCAAGAAGAGUCGAACAGGAUUCACCUUACUGCUGCCCCAUCAGUAAAGCCAAUGCUUACGGCAUAAAACUGUAUUUAGCCAUUCAGUCAGAGAUGGGACCAUAACUUCCAGAGAUUUCUUUUCACAUAGGAUUGGAUAUGUCUGUACAUAAGUGGAACAAAAUUUCUUAAGCAAUGCACUUUGUUGUUAUUUAACAGUGUGUUGAAUUGAUGAUGUAUUUUUGUAGGCCAAACCAGAAGUUAGUAUAACACUGGUUCCCUCAACAAAAACCCAAUAGGAUUUUUCCAAUGGCUUUUAGAUUAUUGCUGAAAAUAAGCACUGUGACUAACAGAAGUUCAUGAUUCUUACACGCUUUGUUCAUCUUCACAAUUAAACACAGCUUUGAAUUUUGAAGCCUAAAUACAAUCGCUAGAAGUAGAAAAAUAGGCUAUAAAUGAAUUCAAAGUCGCCCACUACUCUUUCAGUAUUUAUUUAAAAACAUUUUCCCCUAAAGUUUGAGUUAGAAUAGUUUGUAAGAGUGCAAUAAUAAACACAAUGAGGCUGUGAAAGCGACCAAUGAGAAGAUGAGUUUAUCUGUUCGGUGGGAUGAUGUUUAAUGUCCCGACAACCUCUGUAGUCCCAUUUAGACACGUGUUAGCAACUGCCUUUUUCAAGACAAGUAAAAGCUUUACUGAUGUAUUUUAUGUUGUGGAAUAAAACAUGAAAAUAUCUUGAGCUUGUGUUCACCACAGACCUUAUUUCAGGCAUUUAACAAAAAACCCAUUGACUUCAGGACGAUGGAACUGGAAGAGCUAAAAUACAAGUAAUUUAAAGGUUUUGGCCUACAAAAAAGUCAUCUCUGCAGCACUCUGUAGUCCUCUGUCUUAAACAGAAGAAGCGUCUGAACCAGUUCGUGUUAGCAUGUAGAUCCUGUGCUUGAAAAGAAGAUACACAGCAUAAAUGAAUGUGCUGAUCCGCUGUUAUUCUGCUGUGCCUCCUCUAGUUUUAAUUUUGUGCAUGAGACGGCCGAUGUGUUGUGUCAUGUCUUUUGAAUUGUGGGGGAUCAUGUAAUAAUGCUAUUUUAUUAUUUAUGAGGGAAUGUUCUAUUGAUAUGGCCUUUGCACUUUUCAUAACAUACGUAGAGUCUAUUUUUAUGUUCUUUAUGAUGUAUUUUUUCUCAGGGUGUACAUUUGAACUGUGGAGAUGUAACCAAGCGUAUUUUCAUGUGUUUGUGCUAUCACAGGGCCGGUACUUUUUUAUACUAAUGUGUACUUUUACAUAUGUACUAAUAUGCUAGUAUGUACCUUUUAGGAGGUACAAAAAUGUAGCUUUUAGCUUUUGUACCUUUUUUGUACCAUCCAAGUGACAACUUUGUACCUUUUUUUCUGAGAGUACAGAAGUAUUUAACCAAGAUUUACAACACCUUGGGUUACACCUAAGAAUAUUGAUACUGCUCUGUAGUAGUAAUAUGAAAACAGAGGAGUGAUUUCAGUGCUUAUUAAUAUCUGUCAAAUGUUGUAUUUAAAAAUAGCAACUAAACUGUAAUCAAAUCAUAUGAGGGCCACGUGACAUUGUUUUAUUAAAUGCUACAUGCA
Molecule: messenger RNA, 4832 nt
Organism: Onychostoma macrolepis
Lineage: Eukaryota; Metazoa; Chordata; Actinopteri; Cypriniformes; Cyprinidae
Gene: myo1g
Product: myosin IG
Biological process (GO): actin filament organization; vesicle transport along actin filament
Cellular component (GO): myosin complex; cytoplasm; vesicle
Molecular function (GO): actin filament binding; microfilament motor activity; ATP binding
Source: RefSeq, a predicted model, not a curated record